AUGCUUGAGAUCCGAACCAACAAUACCAACUUCCCACUGGUCCGCGCCUGCAUUUUCGACGUAGACGGCCUACUAAUCAACUCGGAAGACAUCUACACCGACAUCUACAACAACAUCCUCCACUCGUACGGCAAGCCCGACUUACCAUGGAGCAUCAAAGCAAGGCAGCAGAGCAGAGGCCGCGAGGCAUCCUUCACCCCCACCUCCGCCUUCUCGUCGAACAUCCGAGCUGACAGCAGAAACCCAGGGCAUGCUCCAGCUCCUCGACUGGGCCCAAUUGCCGAUCACGUAUGA
Letharia columbiana is the source of this 294-nucleotide messenger RNA. RefSeq lists its product as uncharacterized. NCBI's taxonomy places the organism in Eukaryota, Fungi, Ascomycota, Lecanoromycetes, Lecanorales, Parmeliaceae. The record is from RefSeq and is a predicted model, not a curated record. The coding region runs from base 1 to 294 and encodes 97 amino acids. The transcript has a single exon.